This is a messenger RNA of Loa loa (African eye worm), 546 nucleotides long. Its product is annotated as zinc finger protein. Lineage: Eukaryota; Metazoa; Nematoda; Chromadorea; Rhabditida; Onchocercidae. Gene Ontology annotation, cellular component: nucleus. The transcript has a single exon. Gene Ontology annotation, biological process: regulation of transcription by RNA polymerase II. The record is from RefSeq and is a predicted model, not a curated record. The annotation marks the transcript as partial. Gene Ontology annotation, molecular function: DNA-binding transcription factor activity, RNA polymerase II-specific; sequence-specific DNA binding.
UGCACUGUGUGCCAAAAGAAGGCAACAAAUAUGCGAAGGCAUAUGAGAACUCAUACUGGUGAGAAGCCUUACAGUUGUUCAAUAUGCAAGAGAAGUUUCUCUCGACUACACCAUGUGGAAGAACAUAUGAAAACUCAUACUCGUAAGAAGCCGUACAGUUGUCCGACAUGCGAUAAAAGUUUCUCUCAAUCAUCCAAUAUGAAGGUCCAUAUGAGAACUCAUGACGGUAAGAAGCCGUACGGUUGUCUCAGAUGCACCAAAAGCUUUUCUCAUUUAUCAGCUAUGAAAAAUCAUAUGAAAACUCAUACCAAUGAGAAGCCGCACAGUUGUCGGGAAUGCAAGGAAAGUUUCAGACUAAAACAACAUUUGAAAAAGCAUAUGGCUACUCAUAACAAAAAUAGGCCUCUCUACAACUGUACUUUUUGCGGUAAAGAUUUCCUAACUAAAUGGUAUUUGAAAAUACACGAGAAGAAUCAUGAAAGAAGCUGAAGGGCACAUUUUAAACUGAAAUUCGCGUUGUUUCGUUGAUUAUAAAUUAUAUUUCUG